AUGGAUGGUCGGAGGCCUGGUUCUCACUCCGAUUUUCCACCGCCAAUCGCCGAUCUCCGAUUGAAGAUUCUGCAGAUUGUCUCUGGCCAUGAACAGCUAAAAAUGGCAUUUAAUCAGCUCAAUUCUCAGAUCAAAGACAGUUUACGCGAAACGGAAGAUGUAUUUACCUCCCUGGCUCUGCCGCUGAUGAAGUUGGUGGGAUUGAAGACCGUUGAAAUGGCUGAGGAGGGAAGAUUCAGUACUAUCAUCACCGAUACUAACCGUUCACAUUCUCAAGGUUGCUGGAGUGGAAGUGGAAUUGAAGAACUUAUCAGAUCAGUUUCAGCAAUCAAGAAAUGGGAUAACUGUGCUAAUAAUAUGGAGAGCUUUCACAAGCCUAGAUUAGGAUUAUCCAAUACAACAUAUAAUGGUAUGGAACAAAGUGGCAAAAAAACUCAAGAAGAAAGCUAUACAGAUAGAGCUACCACAGCAGGCAAAGAGCUGAGGGAGAAACAAAAGUUGCAGCUUAUGCAACUGAUCCAUCUUCUUAAACAAAUUGAAAUCCAGGUUAACUCGAGCAAAAAUGACAUACUCGAGACUCUUUAUGUCCAUCAAGUGUCCUUAAAAAGAUUCUUUCAUAAAGCUUUUACGCAUGUUUCUGCUAUUCAUCAAUCAAGCCGAGACAAUGGCAUGUCUCUAAUGAUGCUAACACUCCUCAAAGCUUCAUUUGACCAUGUUGGAGCAGCCGUUAGCUCAGUGGAGGUUGGAGUGGAUAACCUGAUACGUGAUCUUGCUGAAAAAAUGUGUAAUCCCAUGGUUGAGUAUGUCCAUGCUCUAAAGGGUGAGUUUACAACAGGAACAUGCACUCGCCUAUUGACUGUAGUUGAAGAGAUGGAUGGGGCAAUGAGAGUCAGAAGGCUAGAGUUGCAGGAAGCAAGGAACAGAGCAGUAUUGGCAGAAAAAAGUAGGCUUGAGUUAUUGAGAAAGUUGAAGGAAUCUGAAGAGAUGGUGAAGAAACUUAAAACACACGACAUAUUCCUUUUAGAAGCGAACAGAAAACCAAAGGAAAACUUGAUACAGCAAAAGUGUCCAAAGCCUCUAACUGUGGUGGAAGAUCAAGCUAAAGACGACAAGUUGAUAUGGGAACUACUCAGAAACAAAAGGAAGCAUCAGAUGCCAGACAGUCCAUCUGGACCGAAACAGCUUCUAGGCAUUGGAGCCAACGACAAAAACCUUAAAUCAACAAGCACGAUUUCCUCAAUCAGUUGCAUGGUUACAAGGCGCCAAACAAAAGGGCGCUCCAGGCUACUCUUGGGUUCUUCUCCUUCAGCACACACUCAAAAAGUCUUGUCCCGCAAGCGUGUGACUCCUUGA
Messenger RNA from Fraxinus pennsylvanica, 1353 nucleotides. The record is from the annotation of a GenBank genome assembly. NCBI's taxonomy places the organism in Eukaryota, Viridiplantae, Streptophyta, Magnoliopsida, Lamiales, Oleaceae.